GUGUUAAACAAGUUAAAAGUAAUGAAAUGCUGCAAAACACUGAUAUUCAUCCAUCAUGCCAUCGGCCAAUUGAAAUUAUCUCAGAUAAAAAUGUUUUUGUUGUUAAUACUUUUUUCUCUGAAAAUUCAAGUCUUUUAGUGAUUGUUCUUGAAGUGCAUUGGUAA
This is a messenger RNA of Dentiscutata erythropus, 164 nucleotides long. The record is from the annotation of a GenBank genome assembly. NCBI's taxonomy places the organism in Eukaryota, Fungi, Glomeromycota, Glomeromycetes, Diversisporales, Gigasporaceae.